AUGGGUGAACCACCAACCUUGCAAUCACUGUGUGAUAAACGCAAAAUAUGUCGCGGGAAGUACACUCGACAGGAAAACACUGUGACAAGGUAUUACAGGGAAGCAUGUAACUUGUACGACAAAGGAGAUCGCGUUACCCAGUUUGAGACAGCCGUGCGAAAAACGGGUAAUGCCAUGGAAGAGCUGAAUGCGGUCUACGGUGAAUUGAAGGACGUACAGACUGAGGUGGACUUCCAUCCUGAUUUAGGGAAACUGAACGAUGAAGCCUUGAGAGUUGAGACUGAGUCAGAGGAGAGGUAUCGCACCCAGUACUACGACAUUUCUGCCAUGGUUCAACAACUGCAAGCGGAUGCUGAGAAGGAGAGGCGUACCCCGUCGGAGAAGUCGAGUGAUACUUUCACACCUGAGCACUUUGCCGCCGCCAUGAAGGAGACCCUGGAAUCAGUACAAACAGGAAUUUCUGGUGAUCAGUUAGAAAGGAUUCUAGGGACCUUAUCGCACAAGAAGCGUUAUGUUCAGAUACCGAAAUUCAAAGGUGAUGUCGAGUUGUUUGACCAGUGGAAACAACUGGUAGAGACUGAAUUAGAAAAACCAGGCUAUAGCGAGGUGGAAAAGACCCACAUAGUCAUAUCAUUAGUUGAUGGAGAGGUAUCCAAACUCAUCAGUGGACUAAAGGAUCCAAGUUCAGAUGACAUCCUUGAGUUUUUGGAGAAUAGGUACGGAGAUGUGUUGACAAAGAUCCAGAAGGCAGUGAACGAGAUUGCUGCAGUGCCUGCUGUCAGUUCGCCCUCAGCAAAGGAUCUUGAUUCUCUCUACAACCUGCUUAAUUCCAACUGGAAUUACAUCAUGAAACGAACAGAAGAUGACAAACACGUGGUAAGGGCAAGCUGGAUCUUUACAGCCCUUGUCCGACCAAAACUGCCAAAGGGACUUCUCAAAAAAUGGGAUGGAGAGAUAAUCAAAGAGGAGAAGUCGAUGGGGACGACGUCGGAAUUACCGAUACGUUUCGACACUCUUUUGGAGAAGCUGCAAGAUGCCGUCAAGGUUGCGAGGCGAACGGAGCCAAGCAAACGAGAUAAACCCGAGAAGGAGAAGGAGAAAGAGAAGAAGUGGGUUAAGGAUUACCAGAAGGAAUCUAAGAAGCCUACAGGUCAUGCUCUUCAGAUAUCUCAGAGGACACCGAAACCCAACAAGGAGGAAUCGUGCAUAUUCUGUCAACUUAGGCACUUCUCAUCAAGUUGUCCAACAGUGAAGUCGAUGCCUGUGUCAGAGCGAGUUGAGAAAGUGAAAGCGUCAAAGGCAUGUUUCAACUGCUUGCGGACUACUCACUUUGUGGAUGCAUGUCGGUCAUCUAGCUGUAAGAAUUGCUCGAGGAAGCAUCACACACUCUUACAUUUCGACAAGCAAGGAGGAAACAAGACUGGGAGCAACCAGGAAACAUCGAGCGAAAAGGAGACAAGUGGAGAUGGUAACAAGCCUGAGGAGACCGUGAAAUCACCCCACUACUUCGUGAAAGCCAGAGAGACAGAUGGUGAAGUACUGUUACAGACAGGCCUAGCGAAAUUGGAGUCGAGGAAUGCAGUCGCACAUGGACGAGUUCUCUUUGACUCAGGGAGUGGAGCCACAUUUGUCAGCAAGCGAAUGGCAAGGAGUUUGCAGCUGCAUGGUCAACCAGUUGCAGCAGAGUUUACCUUAGCAGGAGGAAAGGUCAUGACACUUGAUACCCAACGAGUCAAGUUUCAUUUGUCGAGCAUACUACCCAAAUGGAAGGGAGAGACGUUCGAAAUCAUCGCCUAUGUUCUAGAAAAUCCAUGUGCUGAUAUCAAUGAAGUCAAUGAGGAUUUGUCAAAGAUUGAACAGCUGAGAGACCUCCAGAUAGCUGAUGAGUUCCCGAGAAAACGUCAAUCGGUGGAUGUUCUGUUAGGAAUCCAGGAUUCAAUGAAAAUCUUACAGGAUAAGAGAGUCUUUGGAUCAGGAAACAGUCUUUCAGCGCAGAGGAGUCACAUUGGUUGGAUCGUGUCCGGAACCUGUCCCGCUGAUCAGGAAAGCCACACAACGUUGCCAGUCAAUCAUUCAACAUUUCAACUGUCCAGCGAGAUAGACAUCGCGACCAAGCACUGGGAGACGGAGCACAUAGGGAUCCUACCAAAUGAGAAAAACCAGCACCUCUCAGAGCUUGAGACUGAAGCCCUGAGACAGCACAAGGAGAAAACAAUCAAGAUCAAGGAUGGUUAUGAGACAGGAUUGUUGAAACAUCCGGAGUGGAAGGAUAAAAUUCUGAAAUCAAACAAACAACAAGCAAUGAGGAGACUUGGUAGUCUGGAGCAGAGACUGAAAAAGGAUCCUACAUUGUCAGCGAGAUACCAGGAGCAAAUCAAUGAGUUGAUCAAGAAAGGUCGAGCGGAACGAGUGAGUGAGGAAAAGGAGCCGGAGGAUCGUAGUGUGUGGUACUUGCCCCAUCAUCCAGUAGUGAGAGAGGACAAGACGACAACAAAGGUUAGAAUCGUCUUCGAUGGAUCGAUGAGAGGCCGGGAUGGAGUAUCACUCAACGACACCUUAUUACCAGGACCUGCCCUGCAACCUGACCUUCCUGGAGUUUUGAUGCGAUUCAGGCGCCACAGAAUUGCAUUGAUAGCGGAUAUCGAAAAGAUGUUCCUCCAGGUAAGUAUGAACGAGAUAGAUCGAGAUAGCCAGAGAUUCCUAUGGAGAGACUUGGACACGGAUAAGGAGCCGGAAGUUUUCAGAUUGACCACAGUCACCUUCGGAUUAACGUCUUCGCCAUUCUCAAGCAUCAAAACUGUGCUAGAUCAUGUCGCGGCACAUCGUGAGGAGUACCCAAAAGCUGCUGCAGAGAUUGAGGAGAAUAUCUUCGUGGAUGAUAUUUUGAGUGGAGAUGAGGAGGAUAAUGAGGUGGCGGAGUUGGCAGUUGGACUGAAGGAGAUUCUGAGCCCGGAAUGGAACAUGAGGAAGUUUCUAUCCAACAAACCAGGAGUUUUGUCAGGUCUUGCCAAGGAAGACAUCGCGUCGGAGCUCACAGAGAAGAUGGUUGGCGAAGAGAUCUCAACAAAGGCGCUGGGAGUCAGAUAUCGACCCAAGGAGGAUGUUCUCAUGUUCUCAUUUGUUGACAAAAUGGAGGAUGUGGAGAUCGAGACCAGGAGAAGUGUGUUGAAACAACUCCAUCGGAUUUAUGAUCCACUUGGCAUGCUAUCGCCCUUUGUACUCAAGGCUAAGCAAAUUUUCCAACAAUCAUGGGUCACAACUGGAGGAUGGGACGACGCGCUACCAUCGGAGAUAGAGGAGGAGUGGAAACGCUGGAAAUCUGAAGUGACACUACUGGACAGCAUCAAGAUACCGAGGUGUAUUGUGCCUGCUGACUUCCAGGAUCCAGUAUAUUUCCUACACGGCUUUGGAGAUGCAUGUGAGACAUCAUACGGAGGAGUGGUCUAUUUGACUAGCCAGGAUUCAACUGAGAGACGUCACGUUGCUCUACUCAGCUCAAAGACCAGAGUAGCACCCCUGGGAAAGAGGAGGAGCAUCCCGGAACUGGAGCUCAUGGCAUCACUGGUGACAGCAAGGUUAACAAAGUAUGUGGAAAGAGAGCUCAAGCUUCCGAUUGCUUCAGUGAAUUGCUGGACAGAUUCCAAGGUUGUCACACACUGGUUAAGCAAGCCACCAUACAAAUGGCAAACAUUUGUCGCAAACAGAGUAGCUGAGAUUCAGAACUUAGUGCCACCCUGCAACUGGAGACAUGUUCCAGGAAAAUGGAACCCUGCGGAUCUUUGUUCCCGAGGACUUACUGCUGAGAAUCUGGUUGAAUCUUCAUUGUGGUGGAAUGGUCCAUCCUUCCUGACUGAAAGUGAAGAACAGUGGCCAGAACAAGAGAAGAGCAAGAAGGAGGAUGAGGAAAUAGCUGACUCGAAAGCCAAGCCCAAACUUCGUCAGAUUGGUAUUGCUGCUGUAGCCAAGACGGAUAUUGCUGCUGCUGAGAAAUACAUUGAGAAAUUCUCAUCAUACCAGAAGUUCAUCAGGGUAAUGAGCAGAGCGAGGAGUUGGAUUAGGAUCCAUAGGUCCCGAAAGGAGGGGAGAGAUCAAAACGAGGGGAGAGAAACUGACAAGGAGAAAAGCAUUCCAGGAACAACUCUCAAUGACAGACGUCAGGAGGAGCUGCACUGGAUCAGAUGGGCUCAAUCGCUCAAGUAUCAGGAGGAUAUUGAGGAAUUGAAAGCCGGACGACAGGUCACCAUGGAGAGUAAACUGGCUCCAUUGAGCCCAGAGUGGGACGAGAAGGAUCAAGUGAUGCGAGUGGGAGGUCGUCUUCAUUACGCCCCAUUGCCGGAGGAAACUAAGCAUCCCAUCAUCUUGCCUGCUCACAACCGAUUUGUGGAUAAGUUAGUUCUGUACUACCACCAGAUUAACCUACACACAGGACCAGCACAAACCCUGGCUUUCUUGAGAAACAAGUGCUGGCUUAUUCAUGGGAGACAGGAAGUGAGACGCAUUCUUCACAAGUGCAAGGCUUGUAAGGAUCCAGAGGAGAUUGAGCAAAAGAUGGCGCCGCUGCCUGUGGAAAGAGUGAGCAUGAGUCUUCCUUUCACGCACAUAGGAUUAGACUAUGCAGGACCUUUAUACGUAAAGAUGUCCAGAGAUGAGACAACGAAGGCUUACAUUCUGAUCUUCACGUGUAUGGUGACUAGAGGAGUGCACCUGGAACUCACACCAGAUCUUACUACAGAAGAGUUCAUGGCUGGGCUGCAGCGCAUGAUGAAUCGCAAAGGGAAAUGUGUAUUCAUUCUCUCUGACAACGCAAAGACAUUCAAAAAGGCAGACACCUUGCUGAGGAUUCUUUACAAACAGAAGAAUGGAAAGAACAAGCUUAAUGAGGAGAUAACAGGAAAGGGAAUAACAUGGCGUUUUAUCACGGAGAGAGCCCCAUGGCACGGAGGAUUCUAUGAGAGACUCGUGCAAAGCGUCAAGAAACCACUGAGGAGAGUGCUUGGGAAAGCACACCUGACAUACCUUGAGAUGCAGACUGUACUCUCGGACAUCGAAGCACAACUGAAUUCUAGACCCCUGACUAGUGUCUCUGCAGACAAAGAGGAUUGGUCGCCUAUCACUCCAGGACACCUGAUGAUUGGCCGGAGCCUACAAGUUCUGCCUGAUGCCUCAUUGGCAGGCCAUACUACCGUCGCAGUGAGCAAGAGAUGGGCCUAUAAUCAGCACCUGUCAAGGAUCUUUUGGAAUCGAUGGACGAAGGAGUAUUUGACUGAGCUGAAUCAACUGAGGAAGUGGACUGAGGUUCGAGAUAACCUUCAUGAGGGAGACGUUGUUCUAGUCGCUGAGGACAACACCAGGAAGCUGGAUUGGAAGCUUGGAAGAGUGGAGGAGAUCUUUCCAGGACGAGACGGUCUUGUGCGCUCAGUACUGGUGAAGACGAAAUCGGGAUUGAUGAGACGUCCAGUACAGAAGCUGAGGCUAUUGGAGACCACCAUUGUGCCAGAGGAUGUUGAAAGCGAUUCAGAUCCAGAUUAG
Messenger RNA from Lineus longissimus, 5529 nucleotides. RefSeq lists its product as uncharacterized. Lineage: Eukaryota; Metazoa; Nemertea; Pilidiophora; Heteronemertea; Lineidae. The record is from RefSeq and is a predicted model, not a curated record. The transcript has a single exon. Gene Ontology annotation, biological process: DNA integration. Gene Ontology annotation, molecular function: nucleic acid binding. Bases 1 to 5529 code for a protein of 1842 amino acids.